AUGACACCAGAACCUGGAGAAACUCGUUUUGGAAUGGACAUCAAACGAACUGAUGAGGGCUUUAUCUGUGUCUACUCAGUGACGAAAGGUUCAGCAGCUGGUCGGGCUGGCCUUAGCGACCUAUAUGAAGAGGCAAAUAAAAUCGGCCACCUUCUCGUCAUUUCUCGAUUAGAAGGAAAGAGUCUAAUGCCUUCAAGUGUCUGCUCGAUGGGGCUCAUGCACUGCUGCGAUCAAAAUGAAAUUAAGGACAGUCUCAUUUAUGCCAUGGACCAAAUGGAUUCAAUCCAAAUCCACCUCAUGGCUUGGCCUAAUCACACUUAUGCUAGCAACGCUAAAGCAAAUGGUGUUGUAACCCUUCAACCUCCAAAGGGUCUUUGA
This is a messenger RNA of Dovyalis caffra, 378 nucleotides long. The record is from the annotation of a GenBank genome assembly. Lineage: Eukaryota; Viridiplantae; Streptophyta; Magnoliopsida; Malpighiales; Salicaceae.